AUCUACAGUCCUGUGAAUAAAUCCCUCCGCGCCCUGGAGACUCGUUGUACUGUAAAUAACCAAACAUUACGCCAUCCUCCGGUCCGUUCCCCUCCUCUGGACUGGUAGCAGUUGCAUGCUCUUCCCAGUCACAUUUUGUGAAGCUGCUGGCAGUGGUGGGAGGACGUUGGCGCUAACUGCAGUGCAUUGCGAUGCAGAGAAGGGCAGUAGGACUGUAUGAGCUGUACGCCUGAAGCCUAAAGCAGCAUCCUCCAGUGCAGACGGAGCGCAGGGAGGUGGUGUCGGAGUUCAUGCGCUCACCUCUGGACGCGGCUGCCGAAGAGGGCCGAGGUGUCUCUGCAGCGCCGAGGCUUUACAGAGGGAUACCGUCUUGAUACGUGACUCCGAGCCUGCGAGCGCGAGGCUGACCGGGCUCAGGAUCUGGGAGGGAGGGAGGGGGUCCCUGGUGCGGCACCCCGCCCGUCUCUCCUCGUUGGGACUGCAGGGAUAACGACCUAAAACCGUGAUAUCCCCGCGCAGAAGGCACUGAGCAGGUACUGGUGGCAGCGCUGCCCUCCCCAGUAGCCUACACCGUUUUCCUCCAUCCCGCACCUCUGCGCCAAAGGUUCCUGUUGCCACUGGAUAUCAUGGAAUAGAAGCGGCAAAUAUUGUGACUGUUGCCAAAUAUCUUCAACAUUGUAGUUAUGUUAUGAUGUGAGGACCUAAAGGGCUGUUAGUGGGGGUCCUCCGUGUAAAAGGAAUCAGCAUAUUAUAUCUAGGGCUCUCAUAUGUUUUCAGUACUGACAAUCUCUUCAAACCUACUCUCACUGUAAAACCAUGAGGAUCUAAGUUGAGUCACAUGGAUAAAUGAGUAAAAUGUAUCAUCGGUAAGAAGCUUUUCCCUUCUCAUCAGCUGGUUCCACUUCUCCUAGUUGCCUCCUCACCAGACACACAAAAUGCGCCCUUCCCUCACCACAGCAGUCCUACCACCCAGGACUCGUACCCACAAUCCAACCAACCUGGCUGUGGGGAGCCGUGAAGCUCCACGAAGGCGCAGCCCAAACCUCCGGCACACCCUCAGCCCAGAGAACCUGCGUACCCUAGCGGAUAGGGGUGGGGCUGCUGCUGAUACCGGCUCUGUUAGCAGUUCUGUUGGGCUUACACAGGCUAACAGCGACACAGACUUGGUGAGCGCCCAGAGCCGGUCCUCGCUAACGGCAUCCACUCUGGAGUACACACUGAACCGUGGCCAGAACCUUGUCAUAUCCUGGGAUAUCAAAGAGGAAGUGGGUGCUACCGACUGGAUUGGACUGUACCAUAUUGAUGAAACCAGUCCAUCCAAUGUGUGGGACUGUAAGAACAGAGGGGUGAAUGGCACUCAGAAAGGUCAGAUAGUUUGGAGGCUGGAGCCUGGGCCCUACUUUAUGGAGGCUGAGACCAAGAUCUCUUUCAAGUACUACCAUGGAGCGAGUGGAGCCCUGCGAGCCACGACUCCCUGCAUCACUGUGAAGAAUCCAGCAGCCCUGGCGGAGGGGCUGGCAGAACAGGUGGGCAUUGAGCAUCCUCGGAAACUGAUCAGCUUUACUUUGACGGAUCUGCGUGCCACUGGUCUGAAGAAGGGCAUGUUUUUUAAUCCGGACCCGUACCUGAAGAUGUACAUCCACCCGGGGAAGAGGAGCGUUUUCCCCGUCUUCAGCCAUCACGGACAGGAACGACGAUCAGCCAUCAUCGCUAACACCACCAACCCCAUCUGGCAUGGAGAGAAAUACACAUUUGUAGCACUAAUGACAGACAUUCUGUAUAUUGAGGUAAAGGACAAGUUUGCAAAAAGCCGACCAAUCAUCAAACGCUUCCUCGGUCAGCUCGCUAUCCCUGUACAGCGGCUUAUUGAAAAGAUACCCGGUGUCCAGCCUGUGUGUUUUUCGCUGUGUCGGCGCCUGCCCACUGAAAACGUUAGUGGCCAGUUGCAGUUCAAAGUGGAGCUCACCUCGGCUGGCCCUGAUGGUGCUUCUCCUGAUUCUAUCAUUGGCAUUUCAUCCCUGAAUGGAGCUCCAGGGACGCCAUCCGAUGAUGAGGACCUGCCACAUAACCUUCCAGGGGUGGUCUCUGCUGGCCCCUCCCCUACUGGCUCCCAGGGCUCCCAAGGCAUGUGGGAAGCUGGGGCCUCAGCCAGCCCAGAGAAGGAUCUUUAUCUUGUCGGACCCCAGGCUGGGUUUGUACAGCCUGAAAGGCUGUUGGGCCAAGAAAUGCUCCAGAGGUCGCUUAGUGAGGGCCUGGAUGCUAUUGAGGCCCCUAAGGGUCCUGGUGAAAGACCCAUGAGGGCAGCCUCACCCAAACUACGCUCCAGCUUCCCCACGCACACAAGGCUCAGCGCCAUGUUGCACAUAGAUUCAGACGAGGACGAGGAGAGAUCUGGGGCUGUUGACAUCACUCCGGUGCCGCUGUCACCACUGCUGAUGAAUGGAGUGGCACCAGAUGUCGGAGGCCCCGAUGAAGACAACCCCUUUCCGGAGCUGGAACCUGAGCAGCUAGAGGCCUUGGUGUUGGAGGACGAGCCCAGGGGCGCAGGUGCUAUAACAGAAGAUGUGUCACCUGAGGCAGAGGUGGCCCUGGAGGUGGAGGCAGGUCUGGACUUGGAUGAUGUUUUGGAGCCAGACGUCUUCUCUGAAGUGGAGGAGGCUGCUUUCACCGAGGCCGUGUCCCAUAAUGCUUUACCAGAGGUUAGAGAGGUGCUUGCGGACGGGAGGGUGCCUGGCGAAGACCCCUCAUCAGAGAUCAAAACCUGCUCUGUGGCUACAGCCCCACAGCCCAUCUUCUCACCACCAGAGAGCUGCUGCUGUCCAGUCACACUGGCCGCUGCUGUGGCUGCAGAGCAGGGAGCAGAGGCGGCCAUAGAUCCAGGAGGAGUUGUAGUGUCCUCCACCCCACCAAUCAGCCAAGCUGUAACCAGUGAUGGUGGUGGGCAGGCUGCUGUCCCCACGGUCGAAGGAGAAGCUCUGCAAGAGGUGCUCAUGGAGAUCAGUGUGAGGAGGCUGAGCCUACGUGCCGCCGGGGGCAUGGUUGAAGAGCAGGAAAGGGAGGAGACAAAGCCACAUGUGGAGGUGGGGUCUGUGGAUUCAGAGCCAGUGGCCACAGAAACAGAUGGCGAGGAAGGUACCCAAGUCAACGGCCAUCCUGUACGUUCGCUGCCUUCUGUACGACACGACAUCCACCGAUACCAACGUGUGGAUGAGCCUCUGCCUCCCAACUGGGAGGCUCGUAUCGACAGCCAUGGGAGGAUCUUCUUCGUGGACCACGUGAACAGGACCACCACGUGGCAGCGUCCUACCGGGCCGCCGGCCCCACAGGGUCUCACCCGCUCCAACUCCAUUCAGCAGAUGGAGCAACUCAACCGCAGGUACCAGAGCAUCAGGAGGACCAUAACCAACAGUGAUCGGUCAGAGGAAAGCUCGGUUGACCUGCUGCCUGAACCAGAAAGUGAACUGAUGCCCCAUUCCAUUUCUGAAUACCGGCGGGAAAGCACCGUUGCUCACGCCAGUGGUCGCUCGCGUCUCUCCCUGCUGCUUCAGUCUCCCAGCGCCAAGUUCCUGUGCAGCCCUGACUUCUUCACCGUGCUGCAUUCAAACCCUAGUGCCUACCGCAUGUUUACGAGCAACACCUGCCUGAAGCACAUGAUCAGUAAGGUGCGUCGGGACGCUCAUUACUUUGAGCGCUACCAGCACAACCGUGACCUCGUCACCUUCCUCAACAUGUUCGCCAACAAGCAGCUGGAGCUUCCUCGAGGGUGGGAGAUGAAGCACGACCACACUGGGAAGCCCUUCUUUGUGGACCACAACUGUCGGUCCACGACGUUCAUUGACCCACGGCUGCCAAAAAAAACCGGACUUCUGGCCCACCGCCAGCACCUGAGCCGCCAGCGCAGCCACAGUGCUGGGGAGGUAGUGGACGACUCUCGCCAAACCUACCCACCCAUCAUGCCCCGCCCCUCCAGCACCUUCAGCGGCUCCAGCCGGAGUCAGUACCAUGACGUGGUGCCUGUGGCAUACAAUGACAAAAUAGUGGCGUUUCUACGGCAACCAAACAUCUUAGAGAUAUUGCAGGAGAGGCAGCCUGAGCUUGUCAGGAACCACUCGCUCAAGGAAAAGGUGCAGUUUAUUCGCAGCGAGGGAGUCAGUGGGCUGGCUCGUCUCUCUAGCGACGCUGACCUUGUCAUGCUGCUGAGCUUGUUUGAAGAGGAGGUUAUGUCAUAUGUGCCACCGCUACUCCACCCAGGCUACUGUCUCUCCUCCCCUCAGAGCUCUCCUGGCACCCAGAGAGCCAAUGCCCGUGCUCCUGCUCCAUAUAAACGGGAUUUUGAGGCUAAACUGAGGAACUUCUAUCGAAAGCUGGAGACCAAGGGUUAUGGCCAAGGCCCAGGGAAAAUCAAGUUGAUCAUACGCAGGGACCACCUUCUGGAGGAUGCCUUUAAUCAGAUCAUGUGUUACUCCCGUAAAGACCUACAAAGGAGUAAACUCUAUGUCAGCUUCGUAGGCGAGGAUGGGCUGGAUUACAGCGGGCCCUCUCGAGAGUUUUUCUUCUUGGUGUCCAGAGAAUUGUUCAACCCGUAUUAUGGCCUGUUUGAAUAUUCAGCCAAUGACACGUACACGGUCCAGAUCAGCCCUAUGUCUGCCUUUGUAGACAACCAUCAUGAAUGGUUUCGCUUCAGCGGCCGGAUCCUGGGGCUGGCUCUCGUCCAUCAGUACCUGCUGGAUGCCUUCUUUACCCGACCCUUCUACAAGGGGCUUCUUCGCAUCCCAUGUGACCUGAGUGACCUGGAGUUCCUGGAUGAGGAGUUCCACCAGAGCCUGCAGUGGAUGAAGGACAAUGACAUCGAAGACAUGCUGGACCUCACCUUCACUGUCAAUGAGGAGGUUUUUGGGCAGAUUACAGAGAGAGAACUGAAGCCGGGUGGCGCUGGUAUCCCUGUGUCAGAGAAGAACAAGAAGGAGUACAUUGAGCAGAUGGUCAAGUGGCGCAUAGAGAGAGGAGUGGCUCAGCAGACGGAGAGCCUGGUCCGAGGCUUUUACGAGGUGGUGGAUGUGCGACUGGUGUCUGUGUUUGAUGCCAGGGAGCUGGAGCUGGUGAUUGCAGGCACUGCAGAGAUCGACCUGGCAGACUGGAGGAACAACACAGAGUACAGAGGAGGUUACCAUGACAACCACAUAGUGAUUCGCUGGUUCUGGGCAGCUGUAGAGAGAUUCAACAAUGAGCAGAGGCUGAGGCUGCUGCAGUUUGUAACAGGCACCUCCAGUAUUCCCUAUGAGGGUUUUGCUUCUCUACGGGGCAGUAAUGGACCUCGCAGAUUCUGUGUGGAGAAGUGGGGGAAAAUCACCUCCUUACCCAGGGCUCACACUUGCUUUAAUCGUCUGGACCUCCCACCUUACUCCUCCUUCUCCAUGCUCUACGAGAAACUGGUCACUGCUGUAGAGGAAACAAGCACAUUUGGUUUGGAGUAACUUCAAAACAGUUCACACCCAGGUUUAUCUCAAGGCAGAGAACCAUCUGUAGAUCCACCUUUCUGGUUUCAGAGGGACAUGAAAAACAGAACUAAUGUCCUCAAAUGGCAACUAACCACAUGUUGUUUUUCCAGCUGGCUUUUCAUCACAAAGCAUGCAAACUUUAUUUCGAUUUGCUGCCUUUCUCUCACAUUUCUGAUGGAGAUUGGUCAAGUGACCACCUUUUGGAAAACAUGGCAGAAAAAUGUAAAAUGCUUUGAAAAGCUGUACAGUUCAUUUUCUUGUUUUCACUGUAAUCUUUGUUCUUUGGGCCACAUGUGUGCUUUAUCUCCUGAGUUAAUGGCCUCGGCUACUUCAUAUCUACCCCCCCACCCCACCCCCCGUCUUUCUCCUUGUCCAACCUGCACUUCAGAGACAGCUGCUGAAAAGCCUCACAUCUCCCUUCUCCCUCUUUGGACCUGUAAACUGUGUCCUUGUUGCACUGGGCUGCAGUGUAAUAAUACUAUUAACACACACACACACACACACACACUAAUCGCCUUUGCUCAAAAACACACACGGGCCUGGGACAUUUUGUUUUAUUGAUGUACAAACCAGUGUUUCCCCAAAUAUUUUCUAUCAGCAUGGAAAUAUAUGACACAUUUUAGACUUUUAACUGGAUGUUGGCUGGUCCUCUCUGCUGUCUGAAUGCAGAGAGCACGCUCACACACACACACACACACACACAGAUAUGAAUACAAAUCAAUUGUUCUUAGACAGAAAAUACACUUUUUCAGUUUUGAUUUGAUUCCUGAAAUAAGCUGGACAGUGGGUCAGAAAUCAUCAGUGACACAUUUAGGGACAUUUUCACUGACCCACUGUAAUAAUGAUGGCAGGUUCCAGUUAGGACUGUUACCUUCAACACUGCAACUCCAGCACUCUUACAUAAGCAAGACGCAUCUGACAAAUGCAGUCCUAUUUGUGGUUACACUCAACUGUGACACCCACUGUCACACACAAACAUACAUACAAUAUUACAGCAUAGCCUUGGACCUUCGGGUAUACUUUCUUACAGUGUAACAGUUGCACUCGCUCCAGUCUAGUAUACAGAUACAUGUACUACCCACUUCAGUCAGAGAGAAAUGCAGGGUUCCUGUCUUUCAAACCGUUCCACACACACAUUCAUCAUGAACAACAGAUGCACUUUCUCACACUUGCUCAUAAUCAUGACAAACAAGGUCCUGCACACUGGUGUAAUCGCCUCCCACCCAGUGAAAGUGAAGAAUAUACCAAAUCAGUGACUGAAUGUAUGAACCUAAAGCAAAUCUGUUUGGCCCCUGACGAAAAUCUCACACAGUCUGAAGAGGAAACACCAAGUUUAAAGUUGGAAGUGGAAAGAAGCAGUGUUUUAAAUUCCCUUAACACACAUCACUGCAAGGCGCGGUAAGGUGUGCUCUUAUUACUCUGCCUCAUUCAAAGCAACUAACCAGUGAUUUAUAUGGAUACAGUGAGGAACAGAAGUAUUUGA
This is a messenger RNA of Monopterus albus (swamp eel), 6981 nucleotides long. It is a transcript of the gene hecw2a, whose product is annotated as HECT, C2 and WW domain containing E3 ubiquitin protein ligase 2a. The record is from RefSeq and is a predicted model, not a curated record. NCBI's taxonomy places the organism in Eukaryota, Metazoa, Chordata, Actinopteri, Synbranchiformes, Synbranchidae. Gene Ontology annotation, biological process: protein ubiquitination; ubiquitin-dependent protein catabolic process; regulation of dendrite morphogenesis. Gene Ontology annotation, cellular component: cytoplasm. Gene Ontology annotation, molecular function: protein binding; ubiquitin protein ligase activity.